Coniophora puteana RWD-64-598 SS2 is the source of this 4274-nucleotide messenger RNA. RefSeq names its product cysteine proteinase. NCBI's taxonomy places the organism in Eukaryota, Fungi, Basidiomycota, Agaricomycetes, Boletales, Coniophoraceae. The coding region runs from base 56 to 2656 and encodes 866 amino acids. The transcript is spliced from 27 exons. Gene Ontology annotation, biological process: proteolysis. The record is from RefSeq and is a predicted model, not a curated record. Gene Ontology annotation, molecular function: calcium-dependent cysteine-type endopeptidase activity.
GAAUAGAUGGUUCACACCAAGCGUUUCUUGGCUGAUCGACGUCGGUGGUCGAGCCAUGGCCUCGAAAUCAGUCGACGACAUCGAGGCUUCCUUGGCGAAAGCUGCCCAGGCCGAGCUUCGCUCAGACUGGGACCAAGCAUUCAAUCUCUACGCCCGCGCCGCCGACCGCGCCAUACACCUCUCAAGAGACACCACAGAUGACCAGGCACGUGCGCGUUUACGCCAGUCUGCCCGACGAGCCCUCGACCGUGCGGAGAAGAUCAAGCGGGCGCGCCCCGUAGCGCCGCUCCCCGCCGACCCAUUCUCACCUCAACAACAAGCAGCCGUUCUUGCUCGCGGGGCUGUCGUCAAUGGAGUUCGGAUGCCUCUGUGGACGGACCCCGCACCGCCUCUGCAGGACCGCGAUGCGCACGUGUCGCUUGCUCCUGAGCAGAUGGCCCGCGGCGCGACUUGGAAACGCCCCUCUGAGUUUCUGACCGACUACACAACGGCGAGCACCAGCGGCUCUGGUGGGGACGAGGAUGCGCCCGACCCGAGAGGCGUUCGUCAGAGCGUCGUCAACGACUGCUCAGUCUGCGCCUCAGUGGCCGUAUGCGUCGACUAUCAACGCCGAUUUAAGUCUACCCUUCUCGUUGGGUCACUUCACCCCCAAGAUGCUUCGGGGCUUCCGAUCCGAUCAGCGAGUGGCGAGUACGCCCUUCGCGCCUUUCUUAACGGCGCAUAUCGCCGAGUAAUCCUGAAUGAUCGUGUACCGGUCGAUUCAGAGGGAUGUCUCCUGGGCGUGUCGCUUACACACCGACAUUGUCGUGUCCUAUGGCCGGCUCUGGUUGAGAAAGCAUAUAUGAAGAUAACUGGUGGAUACGACUUUCCGGGAUCAAACUCGGGGGUGGAUCUUCAUGUUCUUACAGGAUGGAUUCCAGAGCAUCUCGAGAUAAAGAGCUCUUCAUUCGAGUGGGAGCGAACUUGGAGGAGACUACGCAAGGGGUUCACGGAAGGUCACUGUGUUAUCACCGUCGGUACUACACGAGAUGCUGUGCCAGACCCGCGUUUCCUGCCAGCCCACGCAUAUGCAGUUAUCGACCUAUCCGAGAGCGGUGACUCGCGACGAUGUACCCUGCUCGACUCUCGGGUUGCUGAAGAGGAUGAGAAGAGACUGGAUCCUGACGACUAUCUCAGUCAUUGCCAGGUUUACGAACUUGAGUGGGAGGAGGUCUGCAACAUAUUUGGGAGUGUGCAUAUAAGCUGGGAUCCAGCUCUAUUCAGCCAGAGCCUCGCAUUUCACGGGGCGUGGCAUGCAACCUCGGCUACGGGCGGAAGACAGUCAAGCACACAUAGAACUCGCCACCUUCUGCUGCAGUGUGGCCCGUCGCAUGAUACGCGGCAUAGGCCCUGCCUAUCGGAAAGUCGAAGCUCAUCAUCAUGCUCAUCAAGCUCGAGCCGGGAGAAUGAUGGGGGCAGCGACGAGGUGUGGGUGCUCUUGACGCGACAUUUGCGGAAUACGCGGAAGCACGGGGGCUAUAUUGCGCUGAAUACCCAGAGUCAGGAUGCUGGAGUCGGACCAGGCGAUCUCUCGCGAAUAGCAUCCAAGGGGACGUACACGGAUAGCUCGCAUCUACUUGUGCGCACCCGCGUUGGGGUGCAGUCGAACGUGCUAUCUCUGCUAGCCUGUUUUGAUGAACCGGACAAUCCGGUGGACAAUUUGAAGGCGGAGGAUGUAGGGUUCACUAUCACAGCCUACGCCCGUUUCUCUCUGUCAUGGGAUACGCGUGCAGCCCCGCCAGCCCACACGUCAAAGAUCGACGGCAUUUUCUCCAGCAAGAACGCCGGCGGCAACCCGUCAUGCCCAACAUAUAUGCUCAAUCCUCAGUACUAUCUACGCUUGCACCCUACCUCAUCUACCUCGCCAUCAUCAACUCGUCCUGCUAGGCUGGUACCGACUGCUUCGCAGUCUCGAGUGAAAGCUCCGGAGGGCCACCGUGUCACAAUUACAGCAUAUGGCUCGAGAGAAAUGCCCCUGAACCUCGUGCUCGUAUGGUCGCAAGGCGAGCGCGUCAUUGAGCUUUCGCGUAAAGAGAUUGUGGCGAACUCGGGUGCGUACGUGUACGGUUCUGCUCGUAUCUCGACGUCUCUACCUACUGGCAGUUAUACACUGGUUUUGUCUGCGUUUGACGCCAGUCAGAUGGGCGAUUUCAGCAUCCAGAUCGAGAGUGAGGCACGCUUUGAUUGCGCUCCGAUCGCGCAGGAGGGUGCUGGCAUGUACAACAGGAUCGUCAGAGGCGAAUGGAGUUCCAAAACUGCAGCAGGAGGCCCUAGCAAUGGAAAGUACGCAGAUAACCCAGUGUACGAGAUACGCAUGCCAAUAGCAUCGCAGUUUGGAGCACGCCUACAUUUUGUUACACCCUCCCCAUCAUCAUCUCUCAACGUCUCGAUCUUCUCUUCACCGCGUUUGGCGUCAGAUGAAUGCGUUGCGACAUCAGGACCGUACUCGGACGCCAUAUCUGGGGUCGACAUACCCCCGAUCUCGCUUGCUGCCGGUCGAUACUACAUGGUCCCGAGCACGUACAACGGCGGUCUGCAAGGGAAGUUCAAGAUCGUCGUCUACCACUCAAGUGCAGGCGUGGCUGUGUCCCUCCGCGAGGGCCGGGCUCAAGAUUAGGUUAAUAAGAUAUUUCGGCCGCCUCUGAACGGAGCGGUGGAGUGGUAGCGUAUUUGUUGAAGCGGAGAGACGGGUCGGUGAAGAGGAACUCGUUCACCCGCUUCAGGGUCGCACGAGAGGGGUUCGCAGAAGGGCGGCUGGCGAUGAUCCACUGAAGCCGGGUCUUUACGAUUGAUUUAUCUAGGCGUUGUACCCCAGGUUCGGGGCGGAAGUCGCCGUUCUCAUCGAAGUACAUGGCCAGGGUCGUGAGGGCAAUUCCGACGGACUCGUCCUUGCCCGAGUCGCACGAGAUGCAGACGAUGCGAUCAUUGACGAGUUGGGCGUGAACGAAGGACAUCGCCUGAGGAAGGGCGAUUUGUAGGAGAUGGAUAUUGCCGCGCUUGCCUGCGGGAAUGUUGAUUACUUUCCGAGGAGGGUUUGAUGUCUGAUCCUGAUUGAAGUUUGUGGAGGACGUCGGAUCGCUUGCGACAGGAUCGUAUGCAGAGGUAAGCUGCAGGUAAGAAACUCUUCCACUGUUCUUGAUGUCAAUGGGAACCUGGCAUGAAAGAGGACACGGUAGGUCCUGAUUUGCACAUAGCAGGAUCCGUUCCCUCACAUGCUUAACCGGACUCGGUAGCAGCUUCCAAGUGCCGGUACCGACAGGGAGCGGCCCAGAAACAGCGUUGACUAAAUUAAGCACUGUGUUCUGAAGUUCGGCGCGGGAGCAUCUAAGGAUAGCCGAUUGGUUUUUCCAAAAUAUCUCGGGGGUAAGACCCAUUCCCCAAAGUUCGUGGUCGUCACCAGAGCCUUGCACGUAGGAGAAGCCGCCAUAUCUCCUCUCCACUCCAUCGAAGACUUGUUUCGAUGCCGAUACGCAUACGAUAGGGUAUGAUCCUUUGGCCUUAAUGGAAGGCGCCUGCGGAAAAGAAGUAGUGGAUGGCGUGACCCACACCGGCCGUAGAGAAGCUGUGAGCUGUGGAAUCUCAUACGAAGACGUAGCAAGAUCAUGCGCCCAAGAGUCCAGUAGCUCCGAUAUCUGAGUGUGCUCUUGGGCUGAGACAACACCGGGAGGGGUGUACAAUUUGGUGUUCCAUAUUGUUGGAUCAUGGAAGCGAGCCACAUCUGGAUAUCGCAGCGAUACGGCUCGGUUUAUUACCGCACACCAGAUCGGUACAGUCUUAGACAAUGCAUCUGGCAUGCGCUUGCCCGCACGGGUUGAAUCCACGAGAAGCAUGCCCUUGUGGUCCUCGAUAAACGUAAGGAGAUGAAUGUUUGGGCGCCGAAGAUUGAACGACCAAUUUCGAGUAUGGCCAUCAGUAGAUUUGAAAUAAGCGCUUUGAGUUGAGGCAAGUUUCGGGUCGACAUACCAGGCGCCACACCGAAGGUUUGGAACACAAGGUAAAUCGUUGUACGUCUCGGCGACUUGUUCCAUGAAAUUGGCAUCAUAAGCGAUUGAAUGGAUGCGAUUAUAGAGGUCUUGCGAUUCUCUCCGUAUUUCUGCUAAAACGUCGCUAUCCUCCACGUAUUGAUCGGACAGCUUCAUAGCCUGACCCAGCCCUUGACACGGGUUUACGUUCUGACCUGGAUGACGGCAAGCCUGAGGGACGAUCGGAUGCAGGGGCACGCGGAUGCUCCGUUC